UCUAAAGUCUGCACGUAAAAUAUAUGUGACACAAACAAUAAAGCAAGACAUUACUUUGUUAUUUGGGCUGAUGAGAAGGCAACUGAAGACGCUUGCCUCUAACCUGAUGAUCUGACUCUCCCAAUGGUAUUCUAUCUUCCAUACAGGUUUUGAAGGGAGUCUCACUCCUGCCAAUGGAGUACAAAAAAACCCAGAGAUUUAAAGUAAGAGGAGAAAGCAAUGCAUACAAGCAACACUUAUACUUUGUGAACAUAUUUGUACAUUAUUUGCAAUUGUAAAGUGUAACAAAAUACACAUCAGGCAAUGUGUAUAAUUUAUUGUGUUUAUUGCGUAAACACUUUCAUUGUGAGUGUGUGUUCUAUUGACAUCUGUAAAAUCUACACAAACCAAAUCAUCCCUGUGGAAGUGAGUACACACAAGUAGCAUCCUACUAUUAGUGUUGAUCUGAGCACACAGAAAGCCUUUUAGUUCCAGAACAGUGACUUGUGAGUGGAGAACAUUUUAAGCAAAGGGAAAGAUUCAUUAGAGAAUUUGAGAAUUUGAUCUGUACCAAGGAGCAGAUCCCAGGGAUCUGUCUACAGUAUGGCCAGUUAUGAGAAGAGGGUCAAAAAGCAAGUGAUGCAAAAGGUAGAGGCUUUCUUAGUUUUGAAGGUGGGUUGAACAUCUUCAGUUAUGGCCGCACAUGGAGUUAUCUAGGAGGAAAUGUUUGACCUAUGUUAUUUAUGUUGCCAGUCUUGAUUUAAAAAUGACAAUACAGGUAUCUGAAUUGAUAACUUGGUCAGAGGCAAGAGGGAAGAAACAUUCAGCUCAGAUUUCAAGAUAAGUUCAACAGAAGGACGGCAUUGCAGGAAGAACAAUUCAGUGCAAGUAUUCAUUACUAGCCAGUUCCUCUUUCUUCUCCUGUUCUAUUUCAUAUGAUAGGUGUAUUUUGCUUUUAGGUUCCCUUUCCAAGAAAGAUAAAGAAAUAACUUUUCAUGGAGAAAUGGAACCAGAGCUCAAGUGAUUUCACUUUGUUAGGGUUGUUUCCACAAAACCAGACAGGCCUUCUGCUUUUGCUGCUCAUCAUCUUUGUCUUCUCUCUGGCCUUGGUUGGCAACUCAACAAUGAUCUACCUCAUUCGUGUGGAUCCCAGGCUGCACACCCCCAUGUACUUUCUCCUCAGUCAACUCUCUCUCAUGGACCUGAUGGAUGUCUCUACCAUUGUUCCUAAAAUGGCAUUCAACUUCCUCUCUGGCCUGAAAAGCAUUACCUUACUGAGCUGUGCAGUUCAAGCCUUUUUCUUUAUGACCAUGGCAGGAUCUGAGGGCUUGCUCCUAGCCUCCAUGGCCUAUGACCGUUUUGUUGCCAUCUGCCACCCCCUUCAUUAUCCCAUUCGCAUGAGCAAAAUGAUGUGUCUGAAGAUGAUCAUAGGGUCCUGGACAUUAGGCUCCAUCAACUCUUUAGCACAUACAGUCUAUGCCUUUCACAUUCCUUACUGCCAUUCGAGGUCCAUUAACCAUUUCUUUUGUGAUGUCCCAGCCAUGUUGCCCCUGGCCUGUAUGGACACUUGGGUUUAUGAGUACAUGGUGUUUGUGAGCACAAGCCUGUUUCUCCCACUUCCUUUCCUUGGCAUCACAGUUUCUUAUGGACGGGUCCUCUUUGCUAUCUUCCAUAUGCACUCAAAAGAGGGAAAGAAAAAGGCUUUCACCACGUGUUCAACUCACUUAACUGUGGUGACAUUUUACUAUGCACCUUUUGCUUAUACUUACCUUCGGCCGAGGAGUCUCCGUACACCCACAGAAGAUAAGAUUCUGGCUGUCUUCUAUACUAUCCUCACCCCUAUGCUCAAUCCCAUCAUCUACAGCCUGAGGAAUAAGGAGGUCCUGGGGGCCAUGUCAAGAGUCUUUGGGAUGUUCUCUUUCGUGAAAACUUGAUAUUUUCUUCACUGCUCCUCCUUCACUUCUGGAGUAGUGCUAUGUAUUGGAAAUAUAAUGUGUGCCACACACGUCAUAACUUUCUGGUGAUUCAUUAGUAGUUAAGAUUAAACAAUAUGUUCAUCAUUGCAUGCUGGUAUAAUUAUUCACAUUUUUAGUUCACAACAUUACAAUAAAUGAUUUUAAUGACAGAUUUUAUAUAGUACAGUACUAUACUACUACAACCUGAGAUAUAUUUUAUGAAUGUACUGUAAUAUGGAUAUGAUUUGUCCUGAUCAUGACAUGUUGUUUCUACAAAAUUAACAUGAAUUAACUGCUUUAUUCAAUUGUUUUGCCUUCAGUCUAUUCAUUAUUAAAAGCCAAUAUAUUGAAUAUUUA
Mesocricetus auratus (golden hamster) is the source of this 2291-nucleotide messenger RNA. RefSeq names its product olfactory receptor 2L13-like. The coding region runs from base 975 to 1913 and encodes 312 amino acids. The transcript is spliced from 2 exons. Gene Ontology annotation, biological process: G protein-coupled receptor signaling pathway. The record is from RefSeq and is a predicted model, not a curated record. Lineage: Eukaryota; Metazoa; Chordata; Mammalia; Rodentia; Cricetidae. Gene Ontology annotation, molecular function: G protein-coupled receptor activity; olfactory receptor activity. Gene Ontology annotation, cellular component: membrane.